Emericellopsis atlantica is the source of this 1592-nucleotide messenger RNA. RefSeq lists its product as uncharacterized. The transcript has 5 exons. NCBI's taxonomy places the organism in Eukaryota, Fungi, Ascomycota, Sordariomycetes, Hypocreales, Bionectriaceae. The coding region runs from base 220 to 1203 and encodes 327 amino acids. The record is from RefSeq and is a predicted model, not a curated record.
CACCUUAAAUAAAUUCGGACGUCAUCUUGAGCAGUAGUGAUCAAUACUAGGUGCCAACCGCCGGAGGUUCGUCCCCGGGCCGUGAUCAUGGUGACACAAAACCGCAUUUGACGUUUGCUUGCUCACCUUGGGUUUAUAUAGAACGCCUUUUCCAUUAAUUCCGCUUCUCUCGCCCACAAUACACAACGGCACACAAGUUACCACCCUGUAGUAGCCAACAUGUCCCGAAACGUCUGCGUAACCGCCAUUGACGGCCAGACCGGCUUCCUCAUCGCGGAGCUCCUCCUCAGCAACCCAGACUUCUCAUCAAAGGUCGAUUCUGUCGUCGGUCUCUCCUUGCACCCAGAGUCCCCUCAUGCUCACGAGCUCACCAGUCUCGGCGCCAAAGUGGUGCCUCACCAGCCAGGCCGCGUUAAGACAAUGGCCAAGAAGCUGAAGGACUCGGGCUGUGACACGCUCUGCCUCGUCCCGCCCGCUCAUCAAGACAAAUUUGACAUUUCCGUGGAGCUGGCUGAGGCGGCCAGGCAGGCGGGUGUCCCGAAUGUGCUGCUCAUCAGCUCGGCUGGCUGCGACUAUGCGGAUCCCAACAGGCAGCCCCGUUUGCGAGAGUUUAUCGACAUUGAAAGCGUGGUGCUCGAGUCCAAGGGUUUGGCCGACACACCAACGGGAACCUCGCCUUGCGUCAUUCGUGCCGGCUUCUAUGCUGAGAAUCUGCUGUUGUACUCCCCUCAGGCCAAGGAAGAGGGUACACUCCCGCUGCCGAUUGGCAAGCAGCACAAGUUUGCGCCUGUGGCCUUAGGAGACGUUGCUCUCCUCGCGGCCCACGUGCUUACUGGAAAGGGGGCGCAUGGUUUUGACGACCGCCACCGCGGACAGAUGAUGAUCUGCACAGGUCCAAAAUUGUGCGCAGGCGAAGAACUCGCCACGGCAGCCGGCAGCUCCCUGGGCGUGGAAAUGAAGUUUGAGAGCAUCUCGGCUCGCGAGGCCAAGCGCGUGCUCAAGGCGCAGUCGGACAUUGACCAGAGUGAGCAGCAGUACUUGCUCGAGUACUACAGCCUUGUGCAGGAGGGCAAUACAAACUACAUUGCCACGACGGCCUUUCACGAUGUCACUGGUCGGCAUCCGACGGAGCCAGAUGGGUUCUUCAAGAUGUACGAGAACGACAUGCGGCCCAAGAAGGUGGCCAAGCGUAAGCAUCACUAGAUGCGCUGGCCAGGGGGAGAGGUCAGAGUUGUCCUCGAAUGUUGCCCAUGAGAUAACGUAGCAAAUGGACUGGAGUUUUCAUCUGUAGUGCUUGGCAGUGACUGUGACGAGAGAUUGUCAGACUGCAUGCCGCCUAGAACAAUGGCAUUCACUUGGAUAAAGGAGACUUUGCCUCUGUCUCAAUCAGUAGCCAGAGCUGACUAGGCGACACUGACUUGUCCAAGGGAUAUCGGACAGUGUGGUCAUGGCUGAUCUGAAGCACAGUUGACUGAUAGUUGAGCCUGAAUCGAGAUGGCCAAAUGCCUACAUCUGAACGGCCUUUGGUAAGAUUGGUCAUUACAACUUUGAGAUCGGCAUCUUUGAUCAAAAAAUAGCUUUGUCGUCUGUCA